Molecule: messenger RNA, 1390 nt
Organism: Cicer arietinum (chickpea)
Lineage: Eukaryota; Viridiplantae; Streptophyta; Magnoliopsida; Fabales; Fabaceae
Source: RefSeq, a predicted model, not a curated record
AGCCCAAAAUAAAAGGCGGGACAUAAAGAUGAAUGAAGUAGUGAAUAUAAUUGAGGCGAGCAUAUGAUACCCUAAGCAGAGCAGAGCAGAUUGAAGUUAGGCGAAGCAGAUGAGAGGUAGCAUUUCAGAAGGAAGAUGGUUGGCAGUGACCAUUACAUUAACAACACUCUCUGCCAUUACCAUCUCUGCCUUCAUAGUCAAGCGUAAAUUCAACGCUCUCAAAUCCAAGAUUCACGAUUUGGAAUCAUCUCUCAAAUCUUCCUCCCACAAUUGCGCCUCCGAGAGGCAAGGCCGAAUUAGGGCUCAACAGUUGUUGAGAAAAGAGCUCAUUCAACCUAAAUCUCAAAACCUAAACUUCACUUAUUAUCCUAUGAUUCCCAUUGGAACCAUCCGCUCAUGCUUCUCCACCAGGAAUGGGACACCAAGGCAACCAUUACUUGUACCACUUGCUAGAGCAUGUUUGGUUUUCAAUACAACUCGUGUUCCUCCAGCAUCUCUUGAGGGUCUAGCAGAAUAUUCUCAUUGUUGGAUUAUAUAUGUAUUUCAUUUAAAUACGAAUCUUGAAAAGGUGUGGAAGGAUCCCUCUAAAUCAGGGUUCAAAGCAAAGGUGAAGGUCCCUAGACUUAAAGGUGGAAAAGUGGGAGUGUUUGGCACAAGAUCCCCACAUCGUCCGUGCCCCAUUGGACUCACAGUUGCAAAGGUAGAGGCUGUCCAGGGAAAUAUGAUUUUGCUUUCUGGUGUGGAUCUGGUUGAUGGAACUCCAGUGCUUGAUGUCAAGCCAUAUAUUCCAUAUUGUGACAGCAUCCAAGAAGCUGCGGUGCCAAAUUGGCUUAUGGAGGACAACUUACUUUCAGUAGCUUCUGUUAGCUUUUCGGAGGACUUCACUUCAUCACUUGAAAAUUGUUGGAUAAUGGCGGAGAAGAAGUCGCUCUAUGCAUCCCCAGGCGAAUUCCAAAGCUUAGUAAUGCAGGUUCUAUCGUGGGAUAUUCGGUCAUUGAGUCAGCGAAAUAGGCCCCAUGACGCUCUCCCGCAGAAAGAAAAGGAUCAACUAUUGGGUGAUACUUCUGAUGUAGAGGAGCACCUAGAUGAAACAGCUUUUGUCCAUGAAAGAGAUGAGCAGAAUUCUCUACAUUCUAUGGAAGUAGUUUAUCACCUAAUUUUGGAGGGACUCGAUGUCUCGUAUACAAUUGAUCAUGAUGGUAAUGUCAUUGUAAAAAAGGUAUCAACCUCUGCUGUCUUGGACAAUAAGCUUAAUUCUCACAAUUACUUGACAUGGAAAGACGAGCUGCGCUGAUUUCUAUUUUUGCACUUCAUUACUCUUUUUUUAGACAAAUUAACUGAUUACAUUUUAAUCCUUAUUAAAUUUGAUUCUAUUGUUUUGAUAAAAAUA